GUGCUCUGCCCGUUUGAACCCAGUCACUGAGUUUCGCAAUGAUCGAGGAUGUAAUGGUGGAAGAAAGAGCGAAGUUUCAGUUGAAUUUGGCCAAGAUACUUGAGACUGAAGCCCUCUAGUAUCGAACUUUUCGUUGGCUGUUCGCUGGGAUUUCGCUUAUUUUAAAUUGGUUGUCAGUUACAUUAAUGUAGACGGGAGAAGAAGGACGUUGUCACCAGUACUCGACGAGGCUCGUAUAAGCCAACUACACUGUUGUUACAGCUAGGCCCGAAAUGAUUUGCCUUUGAAUUUAUUCGUUACAACAAAUUCGUGGCUAUUAUGUGGAUUUAACAGAUUUAAUCAAAUGAGCUUGGUGAUAGCUGCCGUCAAAUGUAAUAUUUAAGUCCUCGUUUGACCGUGGAGAGUUUAAUUUUCAUUUCAUCGAAAACGACUAGAGAACAGUGACUUGGUUAGCCAUUCUUUACCCAUCUUUGUCAUUUAUUGUAUGUGAAGGGAGCGAGACAACACAGGAAGGCAAAAAUAAAGAUACAUAAGCUUUGUGGCCGGGUUACUUGCAUCUGCAAGCUUCUUAAUCAUUCUCAUUCAUUCGAAGAAUUAUAUUCUUGUUAAAGCGCAAGUUACACCAAGGCUCACCCACAAAGUCAGUGAUAUAUGCGUUCUGAAGUAUUCUGAAUCUCAAACGAAUUCGUAACCUUUGGCAGAGAAAUAACAAACCUUGGAUUUCUACAAAUAAUAAUCAUCGUCAUUUAUGGAUUCUACCGUGAAUAUAUGGCAUAUCCAUCUCGGAUUUGUAUGUAAGUAAAAGAAAAGAUUCAGGAAGACCUGUUGUUAGUUCAUCCUUGAUAAUUGGCGCCUCUCCAUAACGUCAACUUCAAAGUAUGGGGAUCCGUUUUGGUAUUUCCUAUCAAUUUGCAUUCGCUACACACCUAUUCAAAACUACAAAGGAAAGAUAGAUAGUUUAUCUCUCUGUGUUUUGUAAAAUUAUUGUCAGGUUCCUUGUGAAAAAACCUCUCCUAUUUUUGUGGGAAAUCGUCAUCCAAUCGCUCUGAAGAUCGUACAUAUCUCAAUUACAGUGUAUUGAACACAAUUUAUCGCACUACUCACGAGUUUCUUUCGAUUUAGGAUUUAUCAGUGAGUUUUCUGGCAAAAUCAUCGUGUUUUGGCAAGCGAUAACAGUUCUUGCAAAUCAAAUUAAGAGCUGUCAAAAGAGCCAUGAUUGUAUCGCUUGGUCGCUUGUGGAAGAUGUUCAGUGUUAUGUCGGUGGUGGUUCUGUUCUAACAAAGAGAUUUCCAUGCUAGCAAGUUAGUGUGGAAAAUGGCUCAGAAAUUGGAUAACAUUGAUACUGAAAAGCCAAUGGUUAAUGGACAUGUUCCAUCUGUACCAAAGUCAUUGACAGAUGAUAACAUAAGCAUAAAAGAUGAGAACUCUAAAGAAAUCGAAUCACUGUCACAAGAAGAAUCACAAAAUGAUAAAAACGAAGGAGAUCUGAUAGCGGAAGGUGCCAAAGAUAAACCAACAGUUGUAACGCUUUCUGGAAAAGAAGAACAUGACAAGUAUAGAGAUGGUGAUGCUGAAGAGAAGGCUGUCGAUAGCAGUCCUGAUGGAAGGUUCCUCAAAUUUGCUGAGGAAAUUGGAAGGGGCUCUUUCAAGACUGUCUACAAAGGUCUGGACACUGAAACUGGAGUGGCUGUUGCCUGGUGCGAGUUGCAGGACAGGAAAUUGUCAAAAGGGGACAGAGGGAGAUUUAAAGAAGAGUCGGAAAUGCUGAAAACCCUUCAACAUCCAAACAUCGUCAAGUUCCACGAUUAUUGGGAAAGUCAAUCGGGAAAAGCUGGAAAAGAUCGAAAACUGAUUUUGGUCACUGAAUUGAUGACAUCUGGCACCCUUAAAACGUAUCUGAAACGUUUCAAGCUUGUAAAAGAGAAGAUUUUAAAGAACUGGUGUAAGCAGAUUUUGAAGGGGCUGAAUUUUCUGCACAAUCGUACUCCAGCCAUAAUCCAUCGAGAUCUGAAAUGUGACAACAUCUUCAUAAAUGGCACAACUGGACUCAUUAAAAUUGGAGAUUUAGGCCUUGCUACUUUUAAGAAAGCUUCGUUCGCGAAGAGUGUUAUUGGAACACCAGAGUUUAUGGCACCAGAGAUGUACGAAGAAAAGUAUGACGAAUCAGUCGAUGUCUACGCUUUUGGGAUGUGUAUGUUGGAAAUGGCAACGGGAGAAUACCCCUACAUGGAAUGUGAAAAUCCUGCGCAAAUAUUUCGUAGAGUAACAAGCGGCAUUCCUCCAGAGUCAAUCAAAAGAGUGACAUCACCGCUUGUCAGUGACGUAAUAGAAAAGUGCACUAAAAGAGGGAAAGAACAGAGGUACACGAUCAAAGAUCUGUUAGAGCAUGAGCUUUUCCAGGAUGAAAUCGGCAUGAAAGUCGAGCUAGCCAAGCCUAUGAACGAGAUACCUAAAGGCACGCAGGUAAUACCAAUGCAGUUAUACCUCGAUGAUCGCAAGAAAAGAGACUUGCAUAAAGGCGACGAGGCAAUUGCUUUUGAAUUCAUGGCUGGUAACGAUGACCCGGAAGAAAUCGCUAAGGAAAUGGUUCGGCAAGGAUUGCUGUACGAAGACGAUGUCAAAUCGGUCACCAAAGUUGUAAGGGCUUGCAUCAUGAAACUGACGAAAGAGUGGGAUAAAGCAUCUGAUCCAAAGCUAUCAGAAACAGCAGAUGUGGAUGCAUUAGUAACAGGGAACAACCAACUCCAAGAUGCUCAAAGAAGGGCUGGUACUAUGACGAACAGCGAAUUGGUUUAUCAGAGAUCUGACAGUACUAGCAGUGGAAAUGGAAUGCAACACGGGGCAUCAUGUCCUCCAGCAUGUCCCCAACCGUUUGAACAACAGCAAAACACACACAGGUCGCAGUCAGGGAAUGACCUUGUGAGCCAUGGGGAUAGCCAGGUCUUUGAUGGUGAAGGAGCGUCAGCUCCACCGCCUGCGCGGCCAAGGGCAGUUAAAUCUUCGGUGUCCGAUUUAAGCACUAUUAGUGAAUCCGAUCCACUGAAAAACGACGCGGCAGUUGUACGGAAGGAAAGUGGUGGCCAAGAUGUUUUAGAGAAGUCUCUGCCAAGACCCCCUUCUGGAAGCAUUCACCAAUCGUUCUCUCAGACCUCACUUUCGUCGAUGGAUAGUGUCUCAAGCGAUGCUUCCAAAGCAGAAGGCCAAUCCCAGCAGUCGAGACCAAAGGAAAAAACGAAAGUAAAAAAAGACAGAAUGCCCAAGGUGACGUUGCAGAUGGUGUCUACAGAUGAAAAUGUUGCUGUCUGUUUGUUUGAUACUUUUAAAGGAGUGAAGAUCACGUUCAAGUUUGGAAUCCAUGACGAUGAGCCAGAAGAAGUAGCCGAAAAAAUGAUCGAGGCUGGCCACCUUAGGCAGGAGAACACUAUGAUUUUUACAGAGCAGAUCAAGCGAAUUGUGAAAGAGGCAGAGAAAAUGAUUAGUGAAGAAAAUUCCAAAGGCUCAAAUGAAGCCAGCCAAACGAAACUCGAAGAGCCGAAAAUGAACGACCAGGUCAAACAGGGAUUGGAAGGAGAGAAGGAAAGGUCAGCUAGUGUUUCAUCAGAGGCUAAUGCCGAUGUUGAUAAAACACCUGUGGAGGAGAACUCGGCUACAACAAAUAAAGACCCCCUGAAGACAAGUCAGGAAGAAAGUGUGAAAUUAGACAACGAAAAUAGUGCUGCGGAAUCAUCUUCAAGCGAGUCCCAAACCCAGAAGGCAACGCUUGGAAGAUUUGCAGUUUCAAAAAUAAACCGAGAACAAUCAACUCAGCUUUCAAAAGACCAAACUUUUGAAGAAGAAACUGAUAAGGCAUCGAACAGCGUUGAAAGUAAUUUAGAGAAGCGUAACAUAGAUCUAGGAAAUCUCGCACAACACGAACCAACGACUGUUAAAACAGAAAUUCAUAAAAACGGCGACAGGUCACCAGAAAUUCAUGCAACUGUUUCUUGUGAUUUUAACAAGGUUCAACUUGUUCGAGCUGAAAGCAGGUCAUCGGAAAUGCCGGAUGGCAAGAUAAACACUGAUGAUUCAUCUCAAGAAAAGUGUGUGCCGCGGGAGGCAGUUGAUACCUCUGGGGAUAAAGCAGUUAAAGGCCGUUUUCUUGUAAAGCAAGUAACAAAACCUGAAGAGCCUGAAAAGGAAGCUGAGAAGGAGCCAUUAGAGGCUCAAAAGGCUACAGAAAGUGUACAAAGACCAAUGGAGGUAGCUCGGAGAAAUUCAGACGAAUUGCAAAAGGGCAAAGAGGCAACACAAAAAGUCGUUGAUCUUCAGCCCUCUGUUGAGGAUCAAGGACCCCGUACACAACAACAGCUUGUAGCUAGUACUGAAGUAAGUAAAACGGUUGUGAAGAGAACCAAGUCACUUGAAGACAAACUCCCGAAAAAAGCUGACAAGGGACUUGAAAAUUCGCAACAAAAAUCAGUUGUUGAGAAUCAAGGAAAACCCACAAACCAAACUCCGGUUAAGUCUCAAAACGAUUCGAAAACUACCCGGCCAGCGCAGCCUUUAUUUAGAGUUGGCAGUGGAGAAGAGGUCGAUGAGGCCAAGGUCACACUUAAAAAGGAUUCACCGAGGGAAAGUCCUCGCAAGUGUUUGUCACCGGUAAAUGACAGUGGAAGGGCAGGAUUUUUAGACUGUGGUGACGUUCUGAAGGCGUCCGACCCUUCCAUUUUCACUUACAAUGCAGAUAUUGUGAAUGAUAAAUCAGUUGCUCCUGAUUUGAUAUCUGAUACUAGCAGUGUAGCAAGUAGUUGUCUGGAUUCACCAGGAAUUACUCCGUGGAGUUCCUUCGAGAAUUUGUUAAACAGCGACGCGAUGAAGCUCACACGACCCCCGACUGAAAAAGUGCUCUUCGAGCGAAGUACAAGUUACACAAACGUUGUGAAUGAAUUUUUAGCUGACAAGACACCCGAAGAUGCUGGCGCUUUAAAAGCCUUCCUGUCCUGCAGUGAUGAUUGGAAGAAACUCAUUAACAAACAAAUGAGAGAUAUGCAAGAACUUCGCAGAAGGCAGCGAGAGGAACGUGACUCAUUCUUGGAAAAGGCGGUCCGUCAAUUACAAAAAACGAACAUCGCAGGGGAAACCCCCCAUUCGCUAUCGGCUUAUGAUAUUAGUCGUCACACGUAUGAUCUCAGCAAAGGGGCGGAAAGUAGUCGUUCGACGCCUGAUCUCAUUAAAGAAUCACAGUUUUCGAAUUCAACUGGUUCUGGACCUGUAACUGCUAAGCAGUCGUCAUUAGAAUCCUCUCAGGGGGACCAGAUUGAAAAGCGACCAUCGAAAAUAAGUGGUGAUUCGAAACUAAACGAACUUACUAUGAGGCAAAUCGACUCCAUGGCGUGGACACGGACCAAGAGUACGAUGAUGAAUACGAAAACAGACGCUAAAGGAGCUAGGCCGUCGCUUAACCAGCUCAAAUUGAACCAACAGCAACAGAUGGCAAUGGUGUCUGCAGGACAACAGGGCCAGAAAAGUAGUACUGGCCUAGUUAACAGCAAUUACCCAGCGAACAGUAUGACUGAAGCGAAUCAAAUGCAACAGAAAAAGCGACAGCAAGAUACCAACUCGUCAUCGGGUCAAAAGGAACCUAAAACUGGGUAUACGUCUGCGAGUCAACAACCAGUAACAUCCUCAGUCGUACCAUACACUCACUCCAAUCAAAAUUCGGCGCCACAGCUUACAGGGAGUCAAGGCUCUGUUGCCCAAAACCCUGUGACACAUUUGCCAGUCACAUGUGGCACUCAAUCGCUUAUGUCGGUGGCUACUGGACAUGAAUCGUCUUCAACGAUGACAACCUCCGGGUUUGCGUCAUCACAAAACUCGAAUAAGAUUGACCAAUGGUACAAAAGUAGUAAUAUGAAAUAGUAAUGGUUACAACCGAAGCGGUUAAAAAAUUAUUAAGAUAUAUUUCUCAACCUUCAGAAUUCGUGUACACUUUUUGGAAUCAUUUGUUAAUGGAAUAAUUUUGUACUUGGCAUGCAUAAGUUCUUGGUUGACUGCAGUUUCAGAGUCAAGAAUCGGUCAAGAGCAUCUCCUCUGUAUUUGCCCGUCAGUGUCUAUGCAAAGUUUUUCUUUUAUCUUUUCUGAGGUAAUGCCAUAGUGCUGUUUUUCUCAGAAUUAAAACGAUGUAUUGCGGUCCAGUUAUAAAAGCAUUUUUUUUCUAAUCUACUGAUGUAUUCGCAUGUACGAAGGAGCUGUUCAUUGUUAAAGAAAUUGGGCAGAAAUUGGAUGUUUGUUCAAGCUGGGCCGUUAGCUCAGUCUGAUUUAACGCCGUUAAUUUUCGUAAAAUAUUCCUUUUCAAUUAGAAGACAGUAAUAAUUUACUCUAUUUUAUUGAGAUAUUUCCAAGAAUAUUAAUGUUAGUCGAUGAUUGAAAUUUUAUUGUAAACAAUUAUCGCUGCAGAAACGAAGGAUAAGUGCCCCAAAUUAGUAUGUGUUUAAUUCCGGGGGAAAAAGUUAGUCUUUAAAUCCAAUUCAGUCGCUUUUAUCCACAAUGUGGCAUAAAAUGGCAUUUUAAGAUGAAAAACAUUCAGUCUUUUUUAAGUUAUCGGUGCUAUUCAAGAGGUUUUUUAACAAGCCAACAAUCUGCUUGAAUAUGUAGCCAAUUCUAAUAUGCAAUAAUGCAUUCUCAAGAAUCAGAUCGCUCACAGACAGGUUGGAAAGCCUCUUUACUAGCAAUGGUAUUCUUUCUAUUCAUCUUUCGGUUACCCGACCCCUGAAUCAUUUAUACAUCUAAUGAUCAUAUUAAGAUCAGAUUCAAUUCGCAAAAUCGAUGGGCGUUAGAGCUCAUUGCAGGUUCGGUAGGGAGCUUUUGCUUGCUCAGAGUUUUAAAAGAACGGUUUUCUACAGCAUCGUUGUGUUUAUGUCUUGUUUUAAAAUUUAUCAUCAUUUUAAUUGUUUCCUUUAUUUUAUUCCCACUCGAAUGUGCCUAGAAUGAUCUUCUCGAUGUGUUAUCCAAGAUACUUGUUAAGAAUAAGCUUUGCUUUAAUUUGUGAUCAAAGUACUAGAGUUUUCAACGUAUUCCAUUUAGAAAAAGUUUUAAAGACAUCCCUCAACCACACAUAAACCAAUCUGUACUGAAACAUCACUUGAGAACCUAUGGAAAUGAAUUAUUUUACUUACACCACGGGCAACGGAUACUAGUCAACAUGUAUACUGCUCUAGUUUAUCAUAUGAAGGUUUUUGAUACUUCAGUUCUAAGUUGUACCUUUUUUUCUCCCCAUCAAUACAUGGGUGUCACCACACCCACUGCGCAUGACCGUCAAUUUGUCUAACCUUUGACAUCCCUAGCUUUAGCCUGCAAAAACCGUAUAUAUUUAUAUGUAAAACGAAAUUUCGUACAACGUGCUUUGAUGUUCGAGAGACUUUUAAAGAUUUCCUGUACCACAGAUAUAUUACCCUGUCAGUCUUUAGAUGCUUUCAAAUCAAAAUUUAGUACCCCAGAAUAAGUUAACAUAUUUAAUUCAUCUAUCUUUUUGUAUUUUGUACGAACUCGUCCAGAUAUUUGUUGGAUUUAUCGUGGCAAAUACCGUUUUUGCCCUGAUCUGUUGACCGAAGUAAUUUCUAUUUCUGCAUGCAAUGAGAAUUAGCAACUCCAAUCGA
Molecule: messenger RNA, 7634 nt
Organism: Rhopilema esculentum
Lineage: Eukaryota; Metazoa; Cnidaria; Scyphozoa; Rhizostomeae; Rhizostomatidae
Biological process (GO): protein phosphorylation
Molecular function (GO): ATP binding; protein serine/threonine kinase activity
Source: RefSeq, a predicted model, not a curated record